This is a messenger RNA of Amoebophrya sp. A25, 3410 nucleotides long. The record is from the annotation of a GenBank genome assembly. NCBI's taxonomy places the organism in Eukaryota, Dinophyceae, Syndiniales, Amoebophryaceae.
CGCGUCGGUGCGUGUUUACUAAUUUUUCUCCAAAAGAAGUGAAUCGUCCGAGCGAAAGCACACUCUCUAUGCGUUCUUUAUGCAGAAGUAGUGUAUGAAUGAUCUUUUAGUUGAUAAGUUUGGUAAAAUUGCGAAAGCUUUUGCUGCUGCUGUGGAGGUGUUGUUGUGACUGAUAAAAGUUCAUGAUUAGCUGCCCGAGCCAACGCAGCGAGAAACAGGACAGUAGCGGCGCAUUUGUUGCGAAGAUAGGUACAACUCAGCAAGGACUCCGGAGCUCGGCAGUCUCUUAUUGCCUCUCUGCGUGUCGUAGCGUGGCAGCGAAAGUCGACGAGGGUGCGUCAAAACCGGCGCGAGAAAUUUGUCCCGAAAAUCCAGACUCUCUGUGUGGGCGAGUACCUUUUUCUCGAGAAAGAUCGGGGAAUUGGACCAAGAUAUUCUCGUCGCAUUCUCAGUAAGCGCGACGAGGCGUGCGCUGCAGACUCGAAAUCUUUAACAUCCUUCUGUCUUCUCGAAACAGUUAUAUAUCUUCUUCUUACUCAAGAUGCAGUUUGCUGGUGCAGUUCCCGCUAUGAAGAAGGCGGGGAUCAAAGCUGAUGGCUUUGAUUCCCAGUUCUCCGGUUGUCGCGCUGUUGAGGUUCGAAUCGAGAACGAAACCUUCGUCCGCAAGUGGAGGGAACCCGCCAGUCAGUCCAUAGCGGCUGUCUUUGACAAGAUACGUCAAAGUGUCAAGUCAGAUCCUGGACCAAGGUUUUUCCUCAUCGCGCAUCCAGACGGCGCCAAUGUCUGUCUCAUAUGGAUGCCAGAGGAGACGCCGACGAAAAUGAAGUUCGUGUACCAAUAAACACGUUUGUUUUUCGUGCAUGGCGAGAGAUGAAGCUAUGUAUCUAGAGUUUUUUUCGUCGCAGUUUGAUAAUUUUUGUAUCUAUGGAUGCGAACAAGUCGUGCAAGUACAUGACGACUUUUCAGCCUGAAAAACAGGUACACGCAGAGUGUUAGUCAGCUUAAGACUCUACCGGUGCAUAAAGUGGAUGGAUCACUUUGGAAGGAUUUUCGAACAGACGAAGUUGCGGAAUUAACGUACCUGCCCAAAUUCUAGCAAAGCACUUUUGCAUUUUUGGUCCGACUCAUACUAGUGUCCUGAUUUUGGUUCAAGAUGAUUGUAAUCAAUCGACAUUUUCGGAAGUAGUCGUUGCCACACAUGAGGAUCAUGUCUUAUCCUCUUAGGUACUGAAAUACAAUGUUGUAACCGACGAGGCCUUGUUUUUUCUAUCUUCCCCACUAGCUACAGCGGACGUCUCAGAUUCAAUUCUCUUUCCGUAUGAUAGAUUUUUCACCACAAGCAACAUGAUAGUACAGAUCCAUUUGGUCCAUGCAUGAUCAUCAGGGAAGCAGCACUUGCGUCACAGCUUGUCGGCGUGGAGGGAGCCCAAAGGCGGAGCUUGAUGUCGGUUUAUGAGAGGAAUGAGGAAGACAUCAAAAGUGGGAUUGAAGCGACAAAGAAAGAGAUAUCUGGUGGCAUCAGACUUCCCGGAAUGGCACCUGUCGAGGCAACGGUUUCGUCAGCGCUUGAAACCGCUUUGAAGGGGUAAUUUGUACUUAGCGUUUUAGCAUACAAUAUCUAUAUCAUAUAUUUUUCAACGUCGAGUCGUAAUGAUAAUUACUGGCAGUUCUUUUGUGAAGUCUCAAGUUUAGGACCUGGCUGAGUCUCUCACGAGUUGUCCGUAGAUGAACUAGAGGUUGCUAUGAUUUUUUGUCUCCGGAUCUCGACGAGAAUAUAUAUUGGAGGAGAGACAAUCCUCUGACUAUGAUAUCAGCCUCCAAAACGGUGGAAUAGUCGUUGCACGAGUCGAGGAUGCUGGAGGGAAAACGUCGGUCUGCGGAAAAGUUGAGAAGAGUGGAACUCUGCCGACUACAGUAGCGCUUGCGCCUGCAGACUGCUGCUUCAUGGUAUGGCGACGAGCUGCGGACCUCGUCCAGAUAAUCUCCUACAGCUCCGACAAUGCGGCGAGUACUUUGCAACAUAUUUAUCUCGUUAGCUACAUGUUGCAUGUGCUGAGUACCAACGUGCCAUGUCGACGUAGAAGAUAUUCGUUAUGAGAAAAAGUAUAAUAAUAGACGGCUCUCAUUUUUGUUCAGUUUUUUAAACAUGUGAGAGUGAGUAUUGAUUGACACGCUUAUUACAAUCUAUCACAUAUCUUUCUCUAUGUACUUCCACGUCAACUUCCUAGUGAGUUGUAAAGCCAGGCGGUGUCACCAACAUGUUUUCAGGUCGAGCCAAAAUGAAGCAUUCUAGCUGUGCGGGAACGUUGAGGGAGAAGGUGAAAGCUACAUUCGCGGACAGCGUUGUCGUGUGGGGGGAGGCGCAUGAUGCGGAGGAGGUGAAAGAAAUCGAAGUGCAACCAGAAGCAGAUGCUCGCGCGGUUGCCCAGAGAACCUCGGCUGCUCCAGAUUUAUGAUCAUCUCCGUCUUGAUGUCCUGCGUCUUUCAUCCUCACGUCGUCCUCGAUCACGUCGAUCUCGAUCCUUAGCUGUCAAUGAAUAAUUAGAACUUGCUGCUUGAUGAACGAAAGGUCCUUGGCGAUUUUUUUCAAAAGUCUGAUGAAUCAUUUUUGAAUAGCACGAUUCUUGAACAAGCCGUAGUUCAGAUGAUAUAGAUGUCGUUCAUCGCGCAUUAUUUGAGCCGAGUCUAAUGGUUGACGAAGCAACGAAAUCAGCAGUUAAGCAGAGCAUCAUGCUAGGAGGGGGAAAGAAGGUGCCGGUGGGUUCAUUUCGGUUGCCAGGCAUGGAGUAGCUGCCAGGAUCAUGGGGGUGUAAUAGGACAAAACAAAGCCGCUUCUCCGGGAACGAAGGUCAUGCCCACGAGAAGCUCAUCGAUGUGUUGGUGUUUGUAACGGGAAAGAAAAUGAUUUGGUACAACUUCGAAGAAGUCGUAACGCACAGGAGGAGUCAUCACAAGUUGAUUCACGAAGUCACGGCAUUAGUAGAUCACAGCCAGACCUGAUCAUGAGACAUCACCUACAACGACCUCAACAUGAUGAAGCUAACAUCGUGUAAUUUUGAUCAUCUUCGACGCGCGUCUGGGUGAAAAAAAUCCAACUUGAAUGUCACAAGGCCAGAAUGAAAUAACAAAUAGCUGAUUCAUUGUAUGUCUUGUCGCAUGUUGUAGAUGUGCUACAGAUAAGAUUCAAUGUUAAUAAAUACGCAUAAGACCACAUCAUGCACAUAGGGUUGGACUUCGUUCAUGUGCAUUCAUAUGAGACCAGUAUCGCAGCAUCAAACAGGAAAGCCUCAAUCAAAAGCAUUUUAUGUCAUCGUGGUCUGACCGGAGGGUCCCCCCCGUUUUUACAGGGGAAAAAAGAAAGGCAUGAUCUUGAAGCGCACCGCGGCUGCGUUGUUGCAAACGCAUCGGAC